Messenger RNA from Drosophila novamexicana, 2207 nucleotides. Its product is annotated as DC-STAMP domain-containing protein 2-like. The record is from RefSeq and is a predicted model, not a curated record. Bases 187 to 2094 code for a protein of 635 amino acids. NCBI's taxonomy places the organism in Eukaryota, Metazoa, Arthropoda, Insecta, Diptera, Drosophilidae. The transcript has 9 exons. Gene Ontology annotation, cellular component: membrane.
AAAUAUUUGAGGCACGAGCAGCAGUCCAGCGAAAUUUGGCCACUCAAAUGGAUAAUACCGUUAGUCAGCUGUGGCUAUUUGUCGGGCAUUGGACUCAUCCUGCUCUGUUACGAAUGGCAGCCGGCCCAAAGGCAGCGAGAUCUGACGCAGCCGUGGCUGCUUCUGGUGAUCCUGGGUCUGCUCUGCAUGACGAUGCUCUUCAGCCGGGCCGUGCGGUGCAUUCUGACGCUGGCGCUGCCCUCGCUGUGCAGCUCACGUGGACGCGCCCUGCUCAUUGCCCUGGCCUUCUACGUGGCCGCCCGCGGACCCACCGCCAAUAUCCUGGCCAAUCUGAUGGCGCUGCUGCGCAGCCUGGCCUGCGGCCAGGAGCUGCUGCGUCUGGCCAUUGGCCAGAUGCUGGACGUGGUCAUGGAGCCGGUGCGUGCCAUCCACAUGGCCAUCGAUCAGCUGCUCGAGGAGCUGCGUCGUGUGCUGCAACAGGUGCUGCAGCUGCUGCUGCGCAUCCAGAGCUACCUGCUGGUCAUCAUUGAUGCCUUCAAGGUGUGCGCCGCCUGGCUGGAGUCUGUGCUGGAGCUGUGCAACGCGGAGCUGGGCACGCCCUGGACACGCUGCCAGCAGGCAGCUGAGCGCGCCCAGGCCAAGUGCCGCGCCAGGCUGGGCAUGCUCAAGUCCCUCUGCCAUGCUGCAAAGCUCUUCCUGGCGCUCUGCUAUCCCGCCCGGCUGGUGGACGUCUUUUGCGCCGGCGUCUGGGAUGGCAGCUGGCAGAUCCUCGACACCAUCAUGAAGCGUAAGUCCUCAUCGUGUUAUCCUGCCCCAUCUCUGCCGUUUAAUCCUCCUCCAGGCUAUUACGAGUUUGUGGCCCAGCUGGAGCAGAUGUUCGAUGUCAGCAUUAGCUUUGACCACGACUUCUACUUCCAUACGAACGCGUCCAAGAACCUCUCCGAUGUGGGCGACGAGGUCAUGCAGGAUAUUCAGCAACGUUUGCGUCCAUUCAUCCUAUUCCAGAGCUGGCUCGAUCUGCUCUGCUGGAUCAUGCUGCUGGCCAUAUUCAUCAAGGCCAUCUAUUUCUAUCUGCGAUAUAUGCUCGGUCGGGAGUAUCAGAAUAUUUAUUUAACCAGCGCGCUUUAUGCCAUCGAGAGGGAUUGUGAGGCAAAGGGCCAGCCCACAGCUCUGCCCCUGAAGAGUCUGGAACGCGCCAAGUACUUGAAGCUAACCAGCCUGCGGCUGUCGGGCGGCGAGUGCCUGAUGCUGGCGGAGAAUGGGUUCUUUAUGCUGAACACGUGCGUCCAGCUGGGCAGCAUUUGCCUGAUGGACUACGGCCUGUUCUGGCUGCUGGACAGCAUUGCGUAUUAUGGCGAGGAGCAGGACGAUCUGGAGAUACCCGCCUACGUGGAUCUGGAGAUCGAGGGCGGCGGCUUUGUGGGCGACAUUAUGAGAGGCAUUGCGAAUGCCUUUCGUCCCAUCACCCAGAAGACCAGGCUGGACUCCAAGUCCUGUCUGCCUCAGCCCGUCGAGCCGGACUAUCGAUACUAUGCGGGCAUCUUGCUGCUCUGUCUGCUCGCCUGGCUCAUCCUGCUGACGGAGCCCUAUGCGCUGCGUCUGCGUCACCUGAUCAUGCAGAGAUUCUAUCCGGAACGCGCCCAUGUGCGUGCGCAGUAUUUGCAGCGGAAGAUAAUCGAGAAGCGAGGCUGCUUCUUGAAGAUGGCCCGUCGCAAGGCACGCGCCCUUUUUAGGCACCAGCAGGCGGGCGGACACGGCGGCUGCCUGGACAAGCUUCUCCGGUGCUGCUGUUGCCUCUGUUUCUGGCCCGUUCGAGGCGAGGAUGUGUGCAUUCUGUGCGCCCAGCUAUUGAGCUCCUCGACACGCGUAAGGUGCGAUACGCCCGGCUGCAAGGGCGUCUACUGCCAGGUCUGCUUCCGUGAGUCCAAUGGCAAAUGUUGCCUCUGCCAGCGGCCCGUUGAUUAUGGCGAUUACAGCGACCUCUCCGAAGUUCAGGACUCCUCCGAUGAUCCGGGGACGGAAUCAUUUGGACAAAUCAAGGCACGACAUCUCUGCAGCAAAGAUCGCAGGCAAAAAGGCAAAAAGGAGCCUUAAACAAGCACAAAAAUGUGUUUUUGUUUAUUAUAAUGUAAUUCAUUUGUAAAUAUUUGCAAUAAGAUUAUUAUAAUUCCUUAUAGGCUGGGUAAGGCGUAGGUAAAUGCAGCACA